UUGACAUGUUGACGAUCUGCGAGCUCUCUUCCACUCUUCAUAUCCUGUUUGUUUGAUCCUAAAUAAACCAACUUCAGUCCUGUUUGGACACGUUGCGGCUCCAGAUUAAAUACUGACCGAGGCCCUUUUUACAUGACCAUGGAUAAAGACUGGGCCAUUCUUCAAGGAUCUUUCCUCCUGGCUAAUAAGUUAUGUCUGCCGUCCUCGCUGAGCUCACUUCAGAAAUGUGACUGGGACAAGGUGGGCAAGCCAGUCUUGGCCACAGUGAGGGAAAUCUGUGGCGAGGAGAAUGUCGGUGGUCAUCUCAAGAGCAAGGCUGCCUCCUGGAGGAAAAAGUUAGUUUGUGUUGUGUGGUUGAAGUUGUUGAGCAGGGAGAAUAGAGAGGAUGUGGAGGAGGCGUGGAGGGAGAGCACCUUUUUCCCUCUCCAUAGCCCCCUCCCAGAAGUCAAUCACACCGUCCUGAUGGAAUUGCUCAAAUCCUUGUCAGCUGCAGACAUAUUUGCUCAUUUUUUACUGUGUCUUCCUCCGCGUCAGAUGUGUUCUGAGCUGGAACGGUUGACGGAGCAUGUGAAAAGCAACCCUGUGGGUGAGGAUGAUGUCCAUUUCUUUCUUGAGUUAUGGUGGCAACUGUGGAAAGGCAGAUAUGAGCAGUUUGGAGAGCAGCAGAACCUUGAAGUGUUGUUUGCUAACCAGGUUGCUCAUCUUACUUCUCAGCCUGCUAGUUUGACUCAUCAGGCUGCCAAGAGGCUGAAACUGGACUCAUCAGCAUUACCACACAACACGGGUGUCCUAGACAUUCUCCUCCACACGCUCACAGAUAUGAAGGAUGUCAUAUCCAAACCAGAGCACGGCUUAUAUGCGCUCUCUAAUUGUCUCGAUGCUCUUUACACAACUUUCCUCAUCGAUCAUUCAGUCAUCCUUCCAAUCAAAGACAAGAUUGUGUUCCUGUCCAAAGCCAUGAGUGUCAGCGAGAACAGUGACAAGCUGAGUUCACAGCUAAUACAGGAGGUUCAGCGAGACCUCCGUGCCUCUUUAACCCCAUCCCAGUUUCAGCCUAGCAGAUUGAGCCUUCAUGAAGCCUUGAGGAGUGUGGCAGAGCUCACCCAUUUCUGGCAAAGUCACGGCUUGCUGAAAGUGUGUAGCGGCUCUCCUUCCAGUUACACAGCUUUCAGACUACAGCAAAGUGUCCACAGAAUGCUGGCGGCUCUGGAAGAAGCCGACAUGACCGGAGAAGAAGAGUCUGAGAAGAAUAACCUCCGAGGUUUACUUGCAUCGAUGGCUUUCCCUACUGUAGAGAGCUCCUCAGAGGUGAGUAUGAGGGUUGCCAUGACCAUCGUAAGUCACCGGCUGGAGGACUAUCACGACGUCACUGUGUUGUUUGCCAGCGAGAAGAGCUGGGCGGCCCAUGAUGAGCGGUGGCUGGACUGCCUUGAAGAGAACAAAACGGCCUUCCAGCACUGUGACACACUUAUCCAACUGGCCUCCACCCUCACGAGUCAACUCCACAGCGAGAGCUUUGCCGUGAGCCAGGCCAGGAGGCUGCUCAAAGUUGUCACGGCCGUGUUCACUGCGCUCGCCUUGGAAGACAAGAAUAAAGCUUUGGCUGCCGUUCUGAGAAUAUCCAGUAAGGGCUUCUGUGGAUGCUCGGGCUCCUCCGCUCUGAUCGCCGGCUUUGAGCAAGAGCUCAACAUGGCUUUCAACUGCAUCAUACAGGGAGGAGGCAAAGCUCCAACGGCGGAGGGCAACCUCAGCACAGCAGUGUCUUUAGUCGCCAGAGUGGCCUUCCAGAACCCGGAGGCUACUUUGAGAUCCUGCUGUCAUUCUGCCAUCUUUAAUAAAGGGGCGUUCGCUCUCAUGAGUAAGAUCCUGCAGCAGUUGCCCGGCCUGGAAGGUGUUACAGAAAGCAAAAGCGACGGGAGAAGAAAUCCAACACGUCUACUCUGCAGGUGUCUGCAGGAAAUAAUAAGCGUCAGAUCACUCUCAGACAAUGAAAAGGAACAGUUCCUUAAGUUUGUGGAGCUGAUGAUGGUGCCAGUCGCAACAGUUGAAGGGGAAAGAGAGAGCCUCCUGUCACCUCAGGAGCUUGUCAACACUUUCGUCCUGCCUAACCUAGCUCUCUCAGGCAGCAACGUUGUUGAUCUCAAUCUAAGUCUGCAACUUCUCCACGCCGCCUUGUCUGUGGACGUCCAGCAAGAAGUAGCUUCCUCCUCAACCCACUGGGUGCUGGAAUGCUCUCCCUUUCCUCUGCUCUACAUCCUGGCUCAGUUUCAUGACCAGGCCCUCAGGUGUUUGGAGCAACCACCCGAGGGUGCUGUACACCAUUGGUCCAUGGACACCAAAGAGCUGCUGGCAUCGGUGCUGAUCACACUGGCACAGGUGGUGGGCGUCCAGGUGGAAGCUGCCCCAAGUCGCUGGUCCAGAGCUCUCUUCUGGCUCCACGAUAAGAUGAAGGAACUUGACUGGACUGUUUACUUCCACCUGAAACCCGUGUGGGGUAGACACUUCAAAAACGAAGUUCCCACGUCUCUGUUGGCAGUGUGUCAUCUUCCUGAGCAGGAAUGGUCGGGUCUUAACCUUCCCCAGUACGGACCCGGCACAGGUCUUUUGGCGUGGAUGGAGUGCUGCGCUUUGUCAGAAUCCCUCCAGUCUAUCAUGUUGUCUUCUCUGGCUCUGGACCAGCGUCAGUCUGAACACGUCAGCAUGUUCAGUAAGGGCCUGCUGGUGGCGCUAACCCAGACCAUGCCCUGGUGUUCCGUCCCCCAAUGGAGCAGAUUACUUGGAGCCUUGAAGGAGCUGAUUACCUCAGGUCGCCUCCAUGUGCCUUUCUCGCUGGAGUACGUGGAAUUCCUGCCCCUCCUAGAUCUGAGAAGGUUUUCCUAUGAACUCUGCCUCUCAGUCCUCAUGCUCAGAGUCCUGCAGCUGCUCUGUGGGUCCAGCUGUUCUCACUGGUUGACAGGAGAUGGCUGGGCACACCUUGCAAGAUUAUAUGCUCACACGGUGAGGGAGGUGAUGAACUCGCUAAGAGCCAAGUUAGCCCUGCCCGCAUCCGGCACUCUUACGGUCUCGCCCAAUGUACAUCCUGCACCACCAAAAGGUUCCGAUGUAUCUUGCAACUCAUUUAAAGUUUCUAAAAUGUCCCAAGACUCUUUGAAAGAUCUUAAAGAAGGUGCACAAACUGUCGAGCAGGUUCCGAGUCAGGAGGUCCUCUUCGUUCUCAGUCAGAUCUUCUGUCAUGUUCAACACAUCCAGGUGAUGAUGCCUGGAGGCCAGAGUGAACCUCUCUUCCUGUCCAGCCUGGAGAUCCUCAGUCACUACCAGACCAUCAUGUCCGCUUUCCCCGAGAGCAGCACCCCCCUGGAGAAUGAAAACACCAAGCACUUCUUCUACACCAUUGCAGACAACCUGGAGAACCAAGAGAUGAAGUCUGUUCUACAGCAGAAGAUAACGCAACUGGCAUUAUCUCCUGCAUGACACCCUUGCCGUUUUGGGUGGCUUAAACACAAAUUUUCCACAUCGGGUGUUUUUUCUGUGUUUCAUUGGGAUGUAUGAGCUAAUUUAAGAUGAAAGGGUGGGGGGAAAAAAAAAAAAAAAAAGUAUAACCAAAAAUACAAAACAAAGAAUCCCAUCACAAUUGCAUUCAUUUUUAUGAGUCAUUUAGUGUAGUGUUUCCCAACCUUUAAUAAGCCAAGUCACCCAUUUGGCAUUACCAAAAUCUCAUGGCACACCACACACCACCCAACAAAAAUGUCACAAAAACUAUGAAUAUUGAAAUAAUGCUGAAAUGUGGGCCUGUUCAAUUGAAUACAAAGCUGAUAUACACGAAGGAAACCAUGUCUGAUUCUGUUGUAUAAAUGACAACAGGUGGAACCAGUUUCUUUGUACAAUUUGCCAUCUAAAGGAAGAAAGUUUAAAGACCCUGUCAAUUCUGGGAUUUAUUUCUAAAUACAUUAUACAUAUACAAAAUGUGUGCGUGUAUGAGGUACUCUGUUAUGGAGACAUUGCGAGACACACACCUUCCCAGAAGCUCAACUUUUAUCUCAUCCAUCCAUAUAAUAUUCUCCCAAAAAUCUUGGGAAUCAUUGAGAUGUGUUUUUGCAAAAGUAAGACGAACCUUUGUUCUUUUUGGUCAGCAGUGGUUUUCGCCUUUGAAGUCUGCCAUGGAUGCCAUUUUUGCCCAGUCGCUACCUUAUUGUUGUGUCAUGAACACUGACCUCAACUGAGGCAAGGGAGGCCUGCAGUUCUUUGCAAGUUUUCCAGAGUUCCUUUGUGGCAUCCUGGAUGAGUCAUUGCUGUUCUCUUGGGGUAAUUUUUGUAAGCCGGACGCUCUUUGGGAAGGUUCACAACUGUUCCAUAAUUUCUACAUUUGAGGUUAAUGGCUUUCCCUCUGGCUCACUGGAAUCCUAAAGCUUCAGAAAUGGCUUUGUAACCUUUCCAGACUGAUAGAUGUCACUUACUUUAUUUCUUGACUGUUCUUGAAUAUGUUUGGAUCGUGCCAUUUUGUUGCAGCUGUUUUAGAGCUUUUGUUCGACUUGAUUUGUCAAACAGGUUCUGUGUAAGUAAUUUGAUUGAACAGGUCUGGAGGGAAUCAGUGAAACUUAACCAAAAGUGGUGAUUAGCCACAAUUAUUUGUAAACUAACAAUGGGAAUAACUACGUUUUCCACACAGGGC
This is a messenger RNA of Phycodurus eques (leafy seadragon), 4669 nucleotides long. RefSeq names its product gem (nuclear organelle) associated protein 4 (gene gemin4). The coding region runs from base 133 to 3471 and encodes 1112 amino acids. Gene Ontology annotation, biological process: rRNA processing; spliceosomal snRNP assembly. Gene Ontology annotation, cellular component: SMN complex. The record is from RefSeq and is a predicted model, not a curated record. NCBI's taxonomy places the organism in Eukaryota, Metazoa, Chordata, Actinopteri, Syngnathiformes, Syngnathidae. The transcript has 6 exons.